Messenger RNA from Psilocybe cubensis, 1617 nucleotides. RefSeq lists its product as uncharacterized. The record is from RefSeq and is a predicted model, not a curated record. Bases 1 to 1617 code for a protein of 538 amino acids. The transcript is spliced from 5 exons. Lineage: Eukaryota; Fungi; Basidiomycota; Agaricomycetes; Agaricales; Agrocybaceae.
AUGUUGACGGCCGCUACCCUCCUUGGAGGGAUGUCGCUCGCCGGCGUUCCCAGUGUCAGGCGAUAUAUCCCGGUUUCUAUACAUCGCUCGCCCACUGCGCUGGCUAGAAUUUCUCCCAUGGGGUUCCUCGUCGUCGAAGUGGGAGUUUCAUAUUUCGAAUGGCUCAAUACCAUCUCCAAGCCAUUCAACGAACCGUUUUAUACCAAUACCGAUAUCAAUACCAAUACCACAUCCGACAACUAUAUAAUCCCCCCUCCUCCCCUUUUUACGCACACCAAGGACAUCAUCCCUCUUCCUCCCAAAGCACUCUCGAACCCUUCUCGUAUUACAAAAGAUCUAGUAUUUGUCGGCCAUGCUCCUACUUGCAGAUGGGCGUACAGUCGCGACCCUAUCGACAGCGACGACCAGCCGGGGCUCCGCCGGUCUGCGCGUAUAGCAUCUGCUGUUCUGGCUGCACGCGAGACUGCGACCAGGACGACCUCUGCACCCAACGCCCGCCCCGCCUGCGGAAGAGCACCGUUUGUUAUGAAUGGUGGUCGUCGUGGUGGGGCUAGUGGAGGAGGAGGGUCAGGCCCAGGUGGAGCCGGCGCGCGAAAUGGCGCUACCUCUGGACGUCGUGGCAGGCGUCGAGGAGCUGCGGGCGCACCGGCACCCAGCCCUCCCAACCCCCCUUCCACUCAGUUCGAUGACGAUGGCUCAGACCCCGACGAUGACCCAGAGGAGGUGGGCUGGGUAUAUUUUUUCUUUUUCGCCGUUUUGUCUACCCUCGUUGGGAUCGGUUCGAUGCCCAAGGUCAAGCCGCCCACAACACAUAUCGAUGAGUUUAACGGUGAUUUGGUGGUCUCCAAGCCUGUCACACACCCCUUCUCCAGAAUCACUCGUAUGGAUAUGACUUCGUUUCUUCUAUUCUUCAUUUUAUGCGGACCUGGCUCAGAGAGAAGGCGUGCAAACAUGGCCCAUUUCCUAAAUCUCCAGGACUACAACAUCAACAACUUUAUCUUGCAACCCGAAAAUCAUUCUAUUUCUAUCCAACACAUGGACCAAUCUGUUUCCACAACCACCCCCGACACUGCUGAGGACAUCGUCAAGUCUGUUCCAGCUGCCACUGAAAACCACGACAACAAUGGAUACUCUUUUGCUUCCGACCAUGCCUUUUACGCCGACUCCGAGCCGUCGGGUUCCAACAUCGAGGCGGAUCUCUCCCUCGCCUUGACUAAGACCUGCGAACAGGCUGUUGAGGAGGAAUCCGUUGUUCUCGACGGCGCAGUCACUCGUUGGAAGGGCAAGGGAAAGGCGAUCGCUGGUAUGGACGGGGCUGUCCUUGAUUCUGCCUCGGUCACUGAGCUCGAAGACGCCGUCAACUCUGAACAUGUCAGCACCUUCAGCCGCCUCUACGUGCCCGUCUACAAGUACCGCCGCACCUACCCCAAGACCAUCACCGUUUUCGCCCAGGCCGACAACCCCGCACAGGCCUUCGUCCACUUCCACCUCCCCAACCACCACUCCAACAACCGCGUCAUGGCGGUCGACCUUUCUCGCCGCAAGAUCCCCUUCCUUGCUAAGAGAAUCGCGACCGCCAGCGACGGGGACGUUGUCGAGGGUGAGGGAGAUGGUUGA